Molecule: messenger RNA, 1406 nt
Organism: Leptopilina heterotoma
Lineage: Eukaryota; Metazoa; Arthropoda; Insecta; Hymenoptera; Figitidae
Gene: Fer2LCH
Exons: 4
Coding region: 161-829 (222 amino acids)
Biological process (GO): intracellular iron ion homeostasis; iron ion transport
Cellular component (GO): cytoplasm
Molecular function (GO): ferric iron binding; ferrous iron binding
Source: RefSeq, a predicted model, not a curated record
GUCUUCUAAUGCUUUGUAGCUGAUAUAUAUUAUAAUACGUUUAGUGAAAGACAAAUUUUAUUCUUGAAUUCAUGCUCAUUGUUUAGCACAGCGUCGAAGCGAGAGUAUUCACGCUAUUUGCUAGAUAUCUGCAAAAAAAACGAUUUAAAAAAUAAGAAAAAUGUUUGCUUUUGUACUAUUGAGUGCUUUACUCGUCUCUGCAUCUGCAGAAUUCUGUUAUCCUGAAGUUGAAGCUGCUUGUAGCACUGCUCCAACAACAGAUGGAGCAUUACUGAAAAAUUGUAACGCGAAAUAUGGAUCAUUUGAAAAUAUGCAGACUGAUCUUCAGGCGUAUACGAACGCACAUAUUGAAUCGAGUUUCGAGUACUUAUUAAUGUCAUCGCAUUUUGGAAAUUACGAAGCCAAUCGAGAGGGUUUUAAAGGAUUGUAUCGAAAAUUGUCCGAUAAUGCUUGGCAGAAGGCUAUCGAUAUGAUUCAAUUUAUCACCAAGCGAGGUGGCACAAUGAAUUUCAAUCAAUUGCCACAUUUCAAGAAAACCGCGUCAGAUUCUCGUGUUUUGGAAUUAAACGAAAUCGGCAGUUUGGCAAAGGCUCUUGACACUGAAAAAGUAAUGGCCGAAGAAGCAUUGAGACUUCACGCACAAACGCAAAAUCAUCCCAAACAAGACGCAGCAGUGGCACAUUAUUUGGAGGAAGAAUUCAUGGAAGCACAAGCUGAUUGUAUUCGAAAAUUGGCAGGUCACUCCAAUGAUCUCAAAAAUCUUCUACAAGAUCGCGAUGCAUCUCUCUCCAUCUUUCUAUUCGAUGAAUAUCUCCAAAAAACUCUCUAAACAAUUCGCUUAUUCUUUUCCAGGAAUUUUUCCUCCCCACAAUUUUUUUGAUAGACAUUUUUUUUCAUGAAAUUCAAUAUAAGAAUUAAUUCAGAACUGUAAAUUAAAAUUCACUGCUUGUGAUUUUGCCAUUAAAAUAUUUUGGUUAAUUAAUUUCUCAAUUAAUGUUCUUCAAGUUUCGAACGAUGAAAUGAACGAAAUCCACGUUCGAAAGAACGUGAAUUUCGUUUAUUUCAACGUUCGAAAAUUGGGGAAAUUUUAAUUAAAUAUAUCUUAGAGGAUUUAAAAGACAAAAAAUAUAUAAAAAGGUACGUAUUUCGUAUUAUAAUUAUAAAUUAUAAAAUGUUAGUGUAAAAUUAAAAAAUGAAUUAUAAUCAUAUUUACUAAAUUAUAAUUAUGAUUUAUUAGAUUACAACAAUGUUUUGAUUUGAAAGAAAUAUUCUAAUUCCGAGAAUUUAUUAUCUAUAUACAGAAUUACAAUUAUAAAUGUAAAAUAAUUAUAAUUUUCAAUAAAACUUUUUAUUUUUCUUUGUAAUUUACAAUAAACGUUGAAAUUAAAAAUUUAUUUACAAAAUUA